AAUCCUACAUCCACAAGUUGGACGUCUACACGAUCGCUUUGGAUGAUUAAUCUUUCUAUACCUCGCUUCGCUAAUUACCUGCGAAGACCUAUUUUUCAUGUACUAUCCUAGACCGCGUCUUAUUCAGCAAUAAUCUCGUUAUGUCUACAAACUGCGUCUCCAAAUUCAAGAGUCCUUGCCAUUCGCUUAGACUACGCGCAGUAUAACGAAUUCUGGGUUAAGACAAUUAAAUCGCGAAAAUGGAAUUUCAUAGAGGUAUAUACGGCUCUAGCCAAGUCCAUAAUAGUUUGAGUGCCAUGGAAACUAAGCCAAAAGGCUCGGCAUCCCUGGCCGCCGUAAUCUCCGCGUUUGUUCCCACGUGGGUAACGGGCCUCAUCUUCGUUGCGAUAUUCAUCGUCAUUCGACGUUGGUAUCCUAAUAUCUAUGCUCCCAGAACUUUCAUUGGAAGCAUCCCAGAGAAAGACCGGACUCCUUCUACGGGUCGAUCAUAUUUCGAUUGGGUCCAUACUAUGCGCAAGGUUCCGGAUAAGUUCGUCUUGUACCACCAGUCUCUAGAUGCAUACCUUUAUCUCCGUUUCUUGCGAACAAUUAUCUUCAUCUGCUUCGUCGGUUGUUGCCUCACCUGGCCCAUACUCUUGCCGGUCAACGCAACUGGGGGUGGUUCCUCAACAGAACUUGACAAGGUUGGCAUUGGAAAUGUUAUGAAAAAAGGACACCUAUAUGCCCACGCAAUACUGGCCUGUGUCUUCUUUGGUUUCGUGAUGUUCACGGUUGCCCGUGAGCGUCUUUGGCUUAUUAGCCUUCGUCAGGCCUGGAUUCUAUCGAAACCCAUUGCAAAACGUCUUUCUUCGCGUACCGUUCUUUUCUUAUCGGCGCCAAGAGACGCUCUCGAUGAGGAUCACAUGCAGCGCUACUUUGGAGAUAGUGCUUUACGUAUUUGGCCUGCGACUGAAGUCGACGCACUGGAGAGUCUAGUUUCGAAACGGAAGUCAAAAGUCGAGCAGCUUGAGGCUGCGGAAAUGACUCUGAUCCGGAAAGCCAAUCGGGAAGGCAGGAAACGGGCUAAAUCCCGCUCACAGAAUAACCAACUACGCUACGAGGAUCUUCAAGACUCCAUGAAGAAGUCUAUCAGGCCACGGCAUAAACCAGACAUCUCACCACUGAAUGAGAGAGUUGACAGUAUUGAAUGGCUACGCGAGAAGAUCAAAGAGGAGGAAGCAGCCAUCGAGAAUGCGCGCAACGCAUAUGAAAUUGGUCAUACUAACGGAGCGGCAGCUGUAUUUGUUGAGUUCAAGACAUGCGCCGACGCUCAUCGGGCUUGUCAGCAAGUCGUGUCCAGUAAUGUAUUAGCUCUAUCUCCCAGAUAUUUAGGUAUUUCACCGCAAGAGGUCAUAUGGAAUAAUCUCACUAUACCUCCCGCUCGCCGCAUAUCCGAAGAGGGCACAGCUUUGACUAUUGUCAUAGCUCUAAUUGGUUUCUGGUCCAUUCCGAGCAGUAUUAUCGGCUUGAUCUCCAACAUUAGUUAUCUUGCCAAUAAUGUGGAGUGGUUAAGCUUUCUGAAGGACUUGCCAAAACCAGUCAUUGGCCUACUAUCUGGUUUAAUACCACCACUAGCGACAAGUUGGCUCAGCAAGCUUGUGCCUAGCAUAUUCAGAUACAUAUUCAAAUCAACCGGUAGUCCUACCAAUACUGCUGCUGAACUAAAGGUCCAAAAAUGGUACUACAUCUUCCAAGUGACACAAGUUUUUCUCGUCACUACAGUUUUCUCCGGGGCCGCACCGGUGGCUGCCCAGCUCAUGGAACGGGCUAAAGAUCCCACAUCUAUCCCUGAACUUCUAGCGAGGCAACUUCCUAAGGCGUCGAACUUUUAUCUCACGUACUUUAUUAUCCAGGGCACUACAUCAGCUGCCGACAAUUUACUUAACUAUUCUGAUCUUCUAAGUUAUCUUUUUUGCGACUACUUCAUUGAUAAGACUCCACGUCAGAAAUUUAAUCGGUAUACCAGUAUGAAAGGAAUCGCAUGGGGCAAGCUGUUCCCUAAGUUCGCUAACUUCGCAAUCAUCGCGAUUGCAUAUUCAUGUAUUGCACCACUGGUACUAGGUUUCGCGGCUGCCGGAUUAGCCUUGUUUUACUUCUCCUACCGUUAUAACCUCCUUUUCGUCAUCCAGCCGAAGAUAGACACAAAAGGUCAAGCCUAUACACUCGCGCUACAGCACCUUCUGACAGGCGUAUACAUUGCUGAGCUGUCCUUGCUCGGUCUUUUUAGCUUGAGAAAAGCAACUGGCCCGUCCAUUAUAACCGGCCUGUUAUUCAUCGUGACGAUACUUUAUAACAUACUAACAAACAGGUAUCUUUCUCCACUUGAGAAAUUUUUACCGUCUGACCUCGCUACACUAGCCGAGAGGGACGACGAGUCGACCCCGCUUUUGGCUUCUGCCGAAGAAGGACAACUGCAGUCGACGUCCCGGAUUCAGCAGCUAGCACAGCGGGCAGAUGUACCAAAAACAAUCGCACAGCGCGUCAUAGAUCCUAUCGCUCGUUUCUUCGAACCGCAGGUCUUCGCUUCGUACCAAGCCAUGCGGUCGUGGUUACGAGAUGGGGACUUGCUCAACAGCGAGGAGGACGUCCCGGAGUACACGGAAGAGCAACUCCAAAAAGCGUACCUGAACCCCGCACUCACGAGCCCAACGCCUCUGAUAUGGAUCGCCAAGGAUCCGAUGGGCGUAAGCCAGAACGAGGUUACGGAGAAUGAAAAUUACGGUCUCAAAGCUAGUGAUCAAGGCGCCUGGCUUGAUGAGAGGGGUAAACUUAGAUUGAAUGUCGAAAAUUUUGAGGAAGUGCCGAUCUGGAACCGAAGUGUGAUAUACUGAGCGGAUGGCUCCCUUGUUUGGCAAAUAUAUCACUCAGCCCGACAUAUUAAAUAAUUUUUUGGUUCUAGUUGAUGUGUUAGGGAGCUGGAGGUUUUUCAUUAUUUAGUUGGAGUUUUACCGAGG
This is a messenger RNA of Daldinia caldariorum, 2993 nucleotides long. RefSeq names its product DUF221-domain-containing protein. The coding region runs from base 240 to 2870 and encodes 876 amino acids. Gene Ontology annotation, cellular component: plasma membrane. The record is from RefSeq and is a predicted model, not a curated record. Gene Ontology annotation, molecular function: calcium-activated cation channel activity. The transcript is spliced from 7 exons. NCBI's taxonomy places the organism in Eukaryota, Fungi, Ascomycota, Sordariomycetes, Xylariales, Hypoxylaceae.